Molecule: messenger RNA, 1408 nt
Organism: Tuber melanosporum (Perigord truffle)
Lineage: Eukaryota; Fungi; Ascomycota; Pezizomycetes; Pezizales; Tuberaceae
Exons: 6
Coding region: 391-918 (175 amino acids)
Molecular function (GO): calcium-dependent protein serine/threonine phosphatase regulator activity; calcium ion binding
Source: RefSeq, a predicted model, not a curated record
AAGACUUCGUCGCGACCCCCUUAUUCUGUGGUGUUGAGGUCGGAAUCUGCCACUAAGCAGCGACGGCCUCGUUUGGGGUGCUGGUGUUGCAUAGUGUUGCGAUUCUCCGCAGCGCUAGUACCAACAGGGUAUUAUGGCGAGCCGCGGCUCUAUCUUGGCACGCGUCUGAACAAAGGUUCUUCAUAGAAGCAGCGAUAAAGUCGGGAAAACACACCCCUCUCCUAUUGCCUGGCAAAACACGAAGUACCCUCUGCACUGUAGAUUUACACGCCCAAUAAACGCGAACUAUCGCCCCGUCACAACCACUUGUGACCUCCUACCCGCCGUCGGUACCUCUCUUCAUCCUAUUCCUUCUCACCUUCAGCCCCCACCCCCGCCUCUGAAAUCACCAUGGGGCAGAAUCCUUCUCAGAUUAUGGACAACAUUGUCUCCGGCUCCAAUUUUGAUCAUGAUGAAGUGGAUCGAUUGCGCAAGAGGUUCAUGAAGCUGGAUAAGGACAACUCCGGCACCAUAGAGCGAGAGGAAUUUCUGAGCCUACCGCAGGUCUCGUCAAACCCCCUAGCCACCAGGAUGAUUGCUAUUUUCGACGAAGAUGGUGGUGGUGAUGUUGAUUUCCAGGAGUUCGUUUCCGGCUUAAGCGCUUUCUCCAGCAAGGGGAACAAAGAAGAGAAGCUCCGGUUCGCCUUCAAGGUCUACGACAUCGACCGAGAUGGUUUCAUUUCCAAUGGCGAACUCUUCAUCGUUCUCAAGAUGAUGGUCGGGAGUAAUCUUAAGGACCAGCAGCUGCAGCAGAUCGUAGACAAGACUAUGAUGGAGGCGGACGAGGAUCUGGAUGGCAAGAUCAGCUUUGAGGAGUUCUGUAAAAUGGUCGAGCACACUGACGUCUCGAUGAGCAUGAUGACCCUGGAUCAGUUCUAGUUUUCUAGGCGAAUCCCGGUUUUGCCAAUGAGCUCCCGUGGCAAUGUCUUGCGGUUUUCAUUUUCCUCUCCCUCUCUCCUUCUCCUGCAUAUUUCACUUUUUGCUCUUCUCGAAAGCGAUAGCGCUCGCUCAUUCGUUCAUUCGCUUUUUACCCUUUUUGCCCCUGGUUUGUGUUCUCAUGGAUAGUAGUGGAUGUCUAUGUUCCCGGAAAAGAUAUGUUUUGGGGCUUGUUGAUCCGGGUUCAAUGGUUGUCUCAAGCAUCCUGAUCGUCCCAAGUGGCUAUAAUAUGCCGAUCGCCACAAAUGAGGCGGCAACACAUCGAUCUCAUGCACCCAGCAGUUCGCCUCAUUGUCGUAUCCUGCGUCCGCCUCAAUUUCCGCAACCCAUCAGAAGAACGUCUGGAGUCCGUGCCACUUGCCUUUCCUCCUUUCAGCUCUUUACGGCGUACAAGAACUAAAAUAUUCAAAGCUCACAAGCUACCAUUACUAUA